This is a messenger RNA of Durusdinium trenchii, 924 nucleotides long. The record is from the annotation of a GenBank genome assembly. NCBI's taxonomy places the organism in Eukaryota, Dinophyceae, Suessiales, Symbiodiniaceae.
AUGGCCUUCACUGCGGUGGCCGCGCGGUGCGCGCGGACUCGCGCUCCGUUCCGCGCUCUUCGUCGCGCUCGUCCCGUGCCCGGGUCAAUGGCGGUGGUGGGCUCACCGACUGAGACCUAUGAGGAGUUGGUGCAGACCUCUGUCAAGCUGCGGGAUGAAAGUUGGCAAAAGACCUUCUUUGCAUCCUUCAUGGGCGGCUCAUAUGUGGGGAUGGCCUGCCUGCUCUCCUUCGUGAUCGGUGGAAACAUCUUCCACAACUAUCUCACACGGAUGGCGGUCUUCGCUACGCUCUUCCCAGUGAAUCUACUUCUGAUCCUGCAGAGUGGUGGACAGCUCUUCACAGGGAACUCGGCCACAAUGGCCAUGGGCGUGUUGGAGAAGAAGGUGAGGGUUAAGGAACUCAUUCGCAACUGGGCCAUUGCCUAUGCUGGAAAUAUUUUGGGCUGUUUGACCAUCAGCGUUUUGGCCAACUACUGCGGCUUGAUCACUGGAGGCCUGGGGCCCAGUUUUUCAGCCUCUUUGGCUCUCAAGUUGCGUUUUUUCGGGUCAGGUGGGGUUCCCUGGCAGGGGGUGAUGUGCAACUGGUUGGUGUGCAUCUCCCUGUGGCUGUGCACCAUGGCUCGGGGUUUGGGUGGCAAGAUGCUGGGCGCUUGGUUCCCGGUCUCGAUGUUUGUCGCCAUUGGCUUUGAGCACUCCGUGACCAGCAUGUUCAUCCUCCCCGCAGGUCUCCUUUUAGGCACGCCCUUCUCAUGGAUGCAGCUGCUGAGCAAGAAUCUCAUUCCGGUGACCUUGGGCAACGCAGCUGCCGGCGUCUUCGUGGUCGCGGCCAGCAUGUCCUUCGCCUUCGGCCGCUUGGGGCGAUUUGGGUCGAAGAGAAAGUCCACUUGGGCCAGGACACCAUGGGGGGAGGUCGUUGUGGCCUAA